Molecule: messenger RNA, 3342 nt
Organism: Salvelinus fontinalis (brook trout)
Lineage: Eukaryota; Metazoa; Chordata; Actinopteri; Salmoniformes; Salmonidae
Exons: 2
Coding region: 1647-2477 (276 amino acids)
Molecular function (GO): protein dimerization activity
Source: RefSeq, a predicted model, not a curated record
CAGAAACUUUCUGGGAAAUUUCUGGAGAUUUUCCAUGGGAAGUUAAGCCUAGGAAUUUGGGGAAUUUUGCUUAAAUUCAUUUAAAAAAGUUAGCUUAUGACAGUGAACCUUGUGUAUCCCACAAAAAAAGGCAAUUCUAGGUCUUGUGGCAUAUUUUGGUUAAACUAUCGCCAAUUCGAUGGAAUUGCAACCCUCUGCAUGUGCAGUGCACUCUUCCGUCACAUGUGCAGUGCACUCUUCCGUCACAUGUGCAGUGCACUCUUCCGUCACAUGUGCAGUGCACUCUUCCGUCACAUGUGCAGUGCACUCUUCCGUCACAUGUGCAGUGCACUCUUCCGUCACAUGUGCAGUGCACUCUUCCGUCACAUGUGCAGUGCACUCUUCCGUCACAUGUGCAGUGCACUCUUCCGUCACAUGUGCAGUGCACACUUCCGUCACAUGUGCAGUGCACUCUUCCGACACAUGUGCAGUGCACACUAAUGAGAUGUUAUUGAGCCCACACAACUACCCUGUCUGAGCCAAGGACUACACGCUUUCUGGUAAGUUUUGAUUACAAUACUGGGUGGGGUAAAAAUAUUUUAUGACAUUAUUUUUUGUUAACUAGUAAAUAGUAGCCUACAGCAAAGUGUUUUAAAUCCUUUCGAACUUGUUAACAAUUCCUGCUAGUUAGUUUUUGCUACCAUGUGGGUUUUAGCUUGCAAUUCACCUGUUUCCUUUUAAAACAUGUAUCUUACAAAGCAGUUGUUUAAUCUAACUGCUUAACUAUUUAUCUGUACAUGGAAUUGUAUGUUUUUUUUUUACUCAUUUUUUCCCUAAUCUUUACAGGAAAAUUCCACGGGCACUAUCUGAUGUGUGGAGACAUUUCACUGCAGCAAAUAUAGAAGGAAAAUCUGUGUACAUUUUGCAAAUACUGUGCCAAAUUAUAUGUGAAGAAUGCAACAAAGAUGCAGAAUCAUCUGGCCAAGUGCAUAAAGUUCCCUCCGUGCUCACAACAAGCAACCUCUGACAAAAGUCCCUCUACUUCUAGUCAAGGCAACGUGUAUUGGAAGAGAUUUCUGAAUGUUCUUCACCCAGCAUACACCCCUCCAACCAGACAUGCUUUAUCUACUCAUUUGCUGGAUGCAGAGUUCAACAGAGUUCAAGUGGAGGUCAAGCAAAUCAUAGAGAAAGCAGACUGUAUUGCAAUCAUCUCUGAUGGGUGGUCGAUUGUUCGUAGGUAAGGAAUAAUUAACUACAUCAUCUCCAACCCUCAACCAGUAUUCUAUAAGCGCACAAACACAAGAGACAACAGACACACCAUUCUCUACAUUGCAGAUGAGCUGAAGGCAGUCAUCAAUGACCUUGGACCACAGAAGGUAUUUGCACUGGUGACAGACAAUGCUGCGAACAUGAAGGCUGCUUGGUCUAAAGUGGAAGAGUUCUACCCUCACAUCACACCCAUUGGCUGUGCUGCUCAUGCAUUGAAUCUGCUCAAGGACAUGGCACUGAAAACAAUGGAUACACUCUACAAGAGAGCCAAGGAAAUGGUUAGGUAUGUGAAGGGUCAUUAAGUUAUUGCAACAAUCUACCUCACCAAGCAAAGUGAGAAGAAUAAGAGCACCACAUUGAAGCUGCCCAGCAACACCUGCUUUGGUGGUGAUGUCGUCAUGUUUGACUACUGCAGGGGAAGGAGUCUCCCCAAGAAAUGGCCAUAUCAGUCUGCCGAUAUGGACAGCCCCAUCGAGAGGAUCCUCCUGGAAGAUGUAUUUUGCGAGAGAGUGGUAAGCCUGAAACUCCUGAAACCUAUAGCAGUAGCCAUUGCGUGGAUUGAGGGAGACAAUGCCAUCCUGUCUGAUGUUCAGACUCUGCUUGCAGAUGUAAGAGGAGAAAUCCGUACUGCCCGGCCCACUUCACUGUUGCUCCAAGCAGAGGAAACUGCAGUUCUGAAAUACAUCAAGAAGCGUGAAGACUUCUGCCUGAAGCCCAUACAUGCCACAGCAUACAUGUUGGACCCCAAGUAUGCUGGCAAGAGCAUCCUGUCUGGUGCAAAGAUCAACAAGGCCUAUGUUAUCACUACUGUGCCUCGCCACCUUGGCCUGGAUGAGGGCAAGGUUCGUGGGAGUCUGGCGAAGUACACUUCCAAGCAAGGGCUUUGGGAUGGAGAUGCUUUAUGGCAGUCGUGCCAACAUAUCUCAGCCACCUGGUGGAAGGGACUUUGUGGAACUGAGGCUCUUUCCCCUGUUGCCUCCAUCCUCCAAAUCCCACCAACAUCAGCUGCCUCAGAGCACAACUGGUCCUUGUUUGGGAACACACACACCAAAGCACGCAACAGGCUGACCAAUACAAGGGUUGAAGAAUUGGUGGCCAUCUGGGUAAAUCUGAAGCUUUUUGUGCUUGACAACAAGCCAUCCUCAACAAGGUUUGAAAGUGACCGUGAAGAUGAGGUCUCAGAUUCUGAUGUUCACGAGGAGGUCCAGGGAGAAUACAUGGAAGCCUGAGAGGAAGACAACCAAAGCUUUAGUUUCUAGAUUAUCAUUAUACAGAUGUAUGUUGAAAACAUAUUUGGGAGAUGCAAUAGAUCAUUGGGGAUCAUUCAAUAUUCCCUUUCUUUUGUUCUGUGAAAUCAUCCCAUGGGAAGAGUCAACUCAUUUAAUUAAAGUUACAUUUGUAACUAUUUUUUUUCUUCUUUCAUUUCUGUUGGAAAUAUUUAAUAAUUUGCAAUUGUCUACUUAGAAACAAACCUUUUACCUUAUGUCUCCAUAUGAUAUGGUAAAUAUAUCCAAUGCAAAAAAACAUCUACAUUUAAAUGGUAUUAAUUUUAAAUUGCAUAUUCCCACAGAAAGUUUCCACCUCUGAAUAUUCCCCAAAAUGUGAAACCCUAAAUUCAGGUUGAUUAAUCUCUGCACUCUAUAGCUAGUUCAUAGCCACUGUGGUACUUGUUUGUUAGUUGGAUGUUACACAACAUACAUGCACAUGUAGAAAAUCUUCCUGUAUGAUGACUCAGCAGGCUGUGUGGCAGGAAAUGCAGCACAAUGAGCAGAUCCCAAGUACUACUGAACAGUGGUGACAAACGAUUGUGGUCCUUUGUGUCCAGCAGAGGGUGCUGUAACAAGUUUCUUUAUGAUAGUCAUCAAUACAAGUUCAUUAUGCACCAGCAUUUGAUCAGAUUCAAUCAGUAAACACCAACAUAAAUACUUCAAAGAAAGACUGCAUAUACACAAGUUAAAUUACGUAAUAAAUGCAAGAAGGUUAAACCAAUGAAUACAUUGAUUUGAACAAGUGGUACUAAAUAAUCCCCAUUUGCAGAGGAUUAUACAAUGGUGUUUCCCUCUCUUCACCACUGUUCCUCUCCACUCCCUAGGC